Molecule: messenger RNA, 1468 nt
Organism: Drosophila novamexicana
Lineage: Eukaryota; Metazoa; Arthropoda; Insecta; Diptera; Drosophilidae
Product: Krueppel-like factor 7
Exons: 2
Coding region: 494-1129 (211 amino acids)
Biological process (GO): regulation of transcription by RNA polymerase II
Molecular function (GO): DNA-binding transcription factor activity, RNA polymerase II-specific; RNA polymerase II cis-regulatory region sequence-specific DNA binding
Source: RefSeq, a predicted model, not a curated record
UUUUUAUGCCAAUACCCGGCCACAUUUAACGAGUCUCAUUAAGCUUUUGCGACCAUAAAAAACUCAACAGUUGGCCAUUUUGUUUAACUGACUUUCAAUUGCCUUUACAAUUGCAGCGAGCACCUCACACACCACCAGCAACAACAGCAAAUCCGCCACCAAAGCAGCCGCCAGCGGCAAGGCUUACAGCAGCAUCGGCAGCAGCAGCAACAACAACGGCAACUACAGUAAUGGCAAGCAGGCGAGCUGCUCAUCCUCUGCCGCCGGCUAUGCAGCUGGUGCCGGUUCCACGUUGGGCGCCUUUGGGCGGCAGCAGCAGCAACAGCAGCAGCAGCAGCUGUACGCUUCCGGCGUCUCCAAGUUGCCAUUCUCGCCAUUCUUUGCCGCAUCGCCAUUCUUCUUCACGUAUCGACGCAUCAGCAAACAGGAGGACAACAACAACAGUUGCAGCUACAACAACGGCAGUAGCAGCAGCACCAGCAACAGCGCUCUCAUGCAGGACUACGAUCGCAAGUUCAGUUUGCUGAGCCUGUUCAAGAAUCCAUACAAGUUCGCCGAUGCCCAAACGGCACGCAAAUGCUCCACGACGAGCAGCAGCGGUGGCGGCGGCAAAGUUGGCAGCGGAGCAGCAACAGCAGGCGGCGUGUGCUCGCCCAGUUGGAAGAGCUAUGCGGGCGCGGGCUCGCCGCAUGCGGCACUGAAUCCCGCUUUUGGGGGCAUGGCCUUAGGCGGCGGCGGUGGCGGCAGCCGCAAGGAUAGCAGCAGCUUCAGCGGCAUCAACUUUGGCGGCAGCGGUGCGGGCAGCGGCGCCUCGUUCAGUCGAGACGCCGCGUCCAAUGGCGGCGGCUACAAUGAUCUCUCCAAGAACCGCAAGGUACACAAGUGCGAUACCGAGGGCUGCGACAAGGUGUAUACCAAAAGUUCGCAUCUCAAAGCGCACAAACGCACGCACACAGGUGAGAAGCCGUAUGUGUGCACCUGGGAAGGCUGCAUCUGGCGCUUCGCCCGAUCCGACGAGCUGACCCGCCACUACAGGAAACACACGGGCGUCAAGCCCUUUCGCUGUCAGCUCUGCACCCGGAGUUUCAGUCGCUCCGAUCAUCUAUCGCUGCAUAUGCGACGCCACUGAGCCGCAGGCCAUAUGGAAAAUACUCAUUAUAGCCACGCCAAGCCACGCCCACAGCAGCAUCAUAUAUAGAAAAAAGAAAUGCCCCAAUGAGGCCUUUUUGUUUUGACGUUUUCUCCUUAUUAUUUAUAAAACACUGUUUCAUGCAUCAUUUCGUUCAGUUUGUAUGUCGUAACGCUUAAGUAGCUCAAUUUACAUCCAUAAGCGGGCUCAAAGCCCAGUCUAGCAGUAAGAAUAUAGCCAGUAAUUAAAGGAAAAAGAAUUUGUAAAAUUUUUUGAUAUCACCUAAGCAGACGUUGCCUUCAAGAAGCCAAGUUAACAAGCGGUACUACGAGUAUAUUG